GGCUGCCUCACUCCAAUGGGCGGUGCCGGAGCGACCUGAUGUUCCCGACCGCCCGUGCGUCGGCGGUGGUUGGGUGGUAAGAUGGCGGCUGUGAGUCUGCGGCUCGGCGAUUUGGUGUGGGGGAAACUCGGCCGGUAUCCUCCUUGGCCGGGAAAGAUUGUUAACCCGCCCAAGGACUUAAAGAAACCACGUGGGAAGAAAUGCUUCUUUGUAAAGUUUUUUGGAACAGAAGAUCAUGCCUGGAUCAAAGUGGAACAGCUCAAGCCGUAUCAUGCACAUAAGGAGGAAAUGAUCAAGAUCAACAAGGGGAAGCGAUUCCAGCAGGCUGUGGACGCGGUGGAGGAGUUCCUCAGGAGAGCCAAAGGGAAGGACCAGACGUCAUCCCACAGUUCUGCUGAUGACAAGAAUCGGCGUAAUUCCAGUGAGGAGAGAAGUAGGCCAAUCUCAGGUGAUGAGAAGCGCAAGCUUAGCCUGUCUGAAGGGAAGGUGAAGAAGAACAUGGGAGAAGGAAAGAAGAGGGUGCCUUCAGGCUCCUCAGAGCGAGGCUCCAAGUCCCCUCUGAAGAGAGCCCAGGAGCAGAGUCCCCGGAAGCGGGGUCGGCCCCCCAAGGACGAGAAGGACCUCAGCAUCCCUGAGUCCAGUACUGUGAAGGGGAUGAUGGCUGGACCCAUGGCCACAUUUAAAUGGCAGCCGAACGUGAGCGAGCCUGUUAAAGAUGCAGACCCUCAUUUCCAUCACUUCCUGCUCAGCCAAACUGAGAAGCCAGCUGUCUGUUACCAGGCAAUCACAAAGAAGUUGAAAAUAUGUGAAGAGGAGACGGGGUCCACCUCCAUCCAGGCCGCAGACAGCACGGCAGUGAAUGGCAGUGUCACACCCACAGACAAAAAGAUAGGAUUUUUGGGCCUUGGCCUCAUGGGAAGUGGCAUCGUCUCCAACUUGCUAAAAAUGGGUCACACGGUGACGGUCUGGAACCGGACUGCAGAGAAAUGUGAUUUGUUCAUCCAGGAGGGGGCCCGCCUAGGAAGAACCCCCGCUGAAGUCGUUUCAACUUGUGACAUCACCUUUGCCUGCGUGUCGGACCCAAAGGCAGCCAAGGACCUGGUGCUGGGCCCCAGUGGCGUGCUUCAGGGGAUCCGCCCCGGGAAGUGCUAUGUGGACAUGUCAACGGUGGAUGCUGACACAGUCACCGAGCUGGCCCAGGUGAUUGUGUCCAGGGGGGGCCGCUUUCUGGAAGCCCCGGUCUCAGGGAAUCAGCAGCUGUCUAAUGAUGGGAUGUUGGUGAUCUUAGCGGCCGGAGACAGGGGCUUGUAUGAGGACUGCAGCAGCUGCUUCCAGGCAAUGGGGAAGACCUCCUUCUUUCUAGGUGAGGUUGGCAACGCAGCUAAGAUGAUGCUGAUUGUGAACAUGGUCCAGGGGAGCUUCAUGGCCACCAUUGCAGAGGGGCUCACCCUGGCCCAAGUGACAGGCCAGUCCCAGCAGACACUCUUGGACAUCCUCAAUCAGGGACAGUUGGCCAGCAUCUUCCUGGACCAGAAGUGCCAAAAUAUCCUGCAAGGAAACUUUAAGCCCGAUUUCUACCUGAAAUACAUUCAGAAGGAUCUCCGUUUAGCCAUUGCGCUAGGUGAUGCCGUCAACCAUCCGACCCCCAUGGCAGCUGCAGCCAAUGAGGUGUACAAAAGAGCCAAGGCACUGGACCAGUCUGACAAUGACAUGUCUGCCGUGUACCGAGCCUAUAUACACUAAGUCCUUGACCCCACCCCACCCCCAUCUACCCUCUGAACCCCUCUUCCUCACAUGGAGUUGGGGUCCUGGGACUAACUCUGGACCAGUCCACCUGUCUCCAUCUCCUUUUAUACAGACUUUGAGACUUGCCAUGAGCACAGCACACAGCAUCGCUCCUCGCCUGGAGGUCCUGGAGAGAGGAGGGGUGUCAGCAGGAGUGGCCUGUGGGAAGGCUCUUGAGCUGGGCACUGGCCAUGGACUCGGUGGCUGUGUGUUCUCACACACACACACCCCCUACACACACACACCACACACUGGCUCUUGCCCCAGGAUAGAAGCUGCCCAGAAACUGCUGCCUGGCUUUUUUGUUUUCCCUUCUUCCGAGCUGUCUUAUCUCAGACCCUUCCAGUUGAGGAACUCGAGUCAGCAGUGAGAACUGGAAGCUUUCCCACUGCUUCCCUCAGAGCGAAGAGGCUGUGGUUCUGUCCACUGUCCCCCACUGGAUUCCACACGGAGAGAGGCUCUAGGCUACGAUGAGCCAGCAAGACUCUUAAGCAGAGGGUCGCAUGGCCCCUCCAACCUCAGGUGACCCGCUGAUGAGGAUUGUCAUGUUUAAGCUACCAGUGUGCAACCAACUCUCCAUAAAUGCCUUUGUGAGCUGAGAAGAGAUGGACACAGUCAAGCAAAGACAGAGCUCUGGCUUUCCAGGGAAAGCGACACACAGCCCACCCUAGGCAGAUCUCCUGGAAGCCCGCUCUCCUCAGUGCUUCUGCGUACCUGUCGCAGAAGUCUCUGUCACUGUGGAGCCUGAGGGGCUGAUCUGACUUCCUCACCAGGCUGCUGUAGUAUUGGAUUUGCAUUCCAGCCCUUGGGAAGCGGUCCUGAGGGCACCCACUGAGGAGUGAAUGGGGGAAGAGGGUUCCUUCCUGUUUCCGUUAUGCUGUAGACCUUCCACCUGGUUCUGGAGAGCCGCUGUGACCCAGGUCCCCUCACAGCAGUCCCCCUUCUCCAGCCCGUCUCUGCGCAAGUCCUCUGUGCCCUCCCCUCUCCAUCCGCCUCCCGCCCCCCUUUCCUCCAUGGAGACAGUAUUUCAUUCUGUCCGUUCCUCCUUUGGCCCAUACCCAGCCUGACCAAUGACGACUAUUUCUUAGGCUCAGCUCUUGAAACAGGAAUGAGUGUCUUCACUUAAGCCAGCAGCUUGGUCUUCGGUGCUUUCAGGGCCCUGGGGUCUGUAAGGAGAGAAGAGGAGAUCUAGGCUUGACGUUACCAGAGCUCACUGACCCUCAGAGGUGGAUCUAAGCAUUUCUCCUUGGAUAGGGGACCAGAGGGGCUUGGAACGUGGCAUGAGAACAAGGAGAAGUCCCCUAAAGGAUGUCAGUGUUCUGUCCCCCUGCUUGGGUUGGAUUCUCCGAAGUCAGGCUGUGCGGAAGGUCGGCGUUUGCAGUGAACACAGUGAUAAACACAGUUAGAGGUGGCCACGCUGCUGUGUGCCCCUCCGCCUCGCAGCUGUGGCCCUUUUCCACUGAUCGGAACCCAGGAUGGGGGAUCUCAGAAAACAUGGGGGGGAGGGCGGGGGAGAGGCCUGUGGUUUUUGACACAGUUGUUCAUUUCACUGGGAUUUUGAAUUCUUUUCUGUCUGAACACAAAGCCUGUCCUAGUCCUAGGGGGACACUGGGGGGUGGGGGUGAGGGGAAGAUGCUGUAAUGAAACUGGUUAGUCAAUGUUGUCUUAAUAUUGUUGACAAUUCUGUAAAGUUCCUUUUUAUGAAUAUUUCUGUUUAAGCUAUUUCACCUUUGUUUUGAAAUCCUUCCCUCUUACGGAGAAAAUGUGACACUUGUGAAAAAGCUUGUAAGAAAGCCCCUCCUCCACCCCCCCUUUUUUUUCCUUUAAACCUUUAAAUGACAAAUCUUCUAGGUAAUUAAGGUUGUGAAUUUUUAUUUUUGCUUUGUUUUUAAUGAACAUUUGUCUUUCAGAAUAGGAUUGUGUGAUAAUGUUUAAAUGGCAAAAACAUGAUUUUGUGCAAUUAACAAAAAGCUACUGCAAGCAAAAUAAAAGCGUUUCUUGGUAACACAA
This is a messenger RNA of Cervus elaphus (red deer), 3795 nucleotides long. It is a transcript of the gene GLYR1, whose product is annotated as glyoxylate reductase 1 homolog. The record is from RefSeq and is a predicted model, not a curated record. Gene Ontology annotation, molecular function: NADP binding; NAD binding; oxidoreductase activity, acting on the CH-OH group of donors, NAD or NADP as acceptor. NCBI's taxonomy places the organism in Eukaryota, Metazoa, Chordata, Mammalia, Artiodactyla, Cervidae. The transcript has 16 exons. Bases 82 to 1743 code for a protein of 553 amino acids.